Molecule: messenger RNA, 759 nt
Organism: Scheffersomyces amazonensis
Lineage: Eukaryota; Fungi; Ascomycota; Pichiomycetes; Serinales; Debaryomycetaceae
Gene: PAM18
Product: Pam18p
Exons: 1
Coding region: 140-631 (163 amino acids)
Biological process (GO): protein import into mitochondrial matrix
Cellular component (GO): PAM complex, Tim23 associated import motor
Molecular function (GO): ATPase activator activity
Source: RefSeq, a predicted model, not a curated record
GUGUCUCAGUGAUCAUUCAUCUAUAUCAUUUGCCGUCAAAUAAGUUAGUAGUACAAUUUCAGGUAAUAGUACGAUUACAUAAUAGUAUAUUUAAUAUAAUUACUAUAAUACUAUAAUAGCAUACUAAAAAUAAUCCAGAAUGGUUGCUAAUAAUAUCGAAGUUCCUACAUUACCUAUACCGGGAGAAGGACUCCAACCACAAACCAUAGAUAUGAGUUCUCAACAACAACAACAAUAUACUGGACAUUUACAACGUAAGAAGGCUCCAGAAGGAAGUGCAGAAUGGUACUUUGAUCAAGCAUCAGAAUGGGUAGGAGAACAUCCUUGGUUAACCGGAUUUGCUGUAUUAGGAGUUGGACAACUUGUACUUGGAAGAAUUAAAUCUAAACAGCCCGGUAUAAAUGGUAAAGCAUUUAUUAAAGGAGGAUUCGGACAAAAGAUGACAGCUAAAGAAGCAUUACAAAUAUUAAAUUUAAAAGAAACAAACUUAUCUAAAGCAAAAUUAAAGGAUCAACAUAGAAAAUUAAUGUUGGCUAAUCAUCCAGAUAAAGGUGGAUCACCAUUCUUAGCCACUAAAGUUAAUGAAGCCAAGGACUUUUUGGAAAAGAGAGGUGGAAUGAAAACCAAGUGAACUAACAACUAAUAACUAAUAACUAAGAACACUCAUGUAGAUAUAGACCCAAUGUAUAUAAGUUCAGUAUUGAACAAAGCAGUCAGUUUAAUAAUUAUAUAUAGUAAUGUAAAUUGCAUUAAAUUGAA